This is a messenger RNA of Botrytis byssoidea, 1521 nucleotides long. RefSeq lists its product as uncharacterized. The record is from RefSeq and is a predicted model, not a curated record. Gene Ontology annotation, molecular function: iron ion binding; heme binding; oxidoreductase activity, acting on paired donors, with incorporation or reduction of molecular oxygen, reduced flavin or flavoprotein as one donor, and incorporation of one atom of oxygen. Bases 1 to 1521 code for a protein of 506 amino acids. The transcript has 3 exons. NCBI's taxonomy places the organism in Eukaryota, Fungi, Ascomycota, Leotiomycetes, Helotiales, Sclerotiniaceae.
AUGUUUCACAUCAUCCUGUCCAUAUUUGUGGGGGUUCCGGCUUUUUUAUUGUACACCAUUAGCAACCAACGAGUCACGAGAAACAAAACCGCACGACAAUACAAUUGUGAUAUUCCACUCACUUAUCCCCAUCUCGAUCCAAUCUUUGGAACGGAUCUGAAGUUUCAAGAGAUACAACAAUCUCUACGCCAUCAGAGAAUCGCUUUCUCAGCAAGUCUACACAAAAAAUAUGGGGAGACAUUUGAAGUCAUCAACUUGGGUACUUCCUCACUAAGAAGUAUAGAUAAGGAAAAUAUUCAAGCAGUCUAUUCUACGAAUCAUGACGAUUGGGGCUAUGAGCCCUCAAGACUAUCUGUCAUGGGACCUUUUUGUGGUCGUGGAUUCAUCACCACAGAUGGAGAUACAUGGCAAAAAGCCAGAGCUCUUCUACGACCAACUUUUAGCAAAUCGAAUAUUUCGGAUCUAUCUGCAUACAGAGUUGCCGUUGAACAGUUCCUUCGAAACAUUCCAGAUGAUGGGUAUACUACUGUCAACCUGCAACCUUUACUAGCAAAUCUCUACUUAGAAACAUCCUUGAACUUUCUGAUAGGUAUUCUCCUAGAUACCAGCAAUGAAGAUGAAAGAAAAAAAGCAACAGAGUUCAUUAAAGCUUUCAAUACAUCUAUGAUUGGCAUGGGAGUAUCAUUUCUGAUAGGUCCUCUCAAAUUUCUGAUCCCGAGAUCACUCACAACUGUUGCUCACAAGCAAGUGUAUGAUUACAUUGAUGUUUUAGUCGAUAAGGCGUUAGAAAAAGCCCGGGAAGAACCUGCCUACAAAGACAAUUCAAAUGCACCACUGCAAAAGAGUCUUCUGGAAGGCCUCGCUAAGCAGACUGAUGAUUGCAUGGAGAUACGUCAGAAUAUUAUUCAGGGAAUGAUGGCAGCGCAAGGUACUACGUAUGUUUUGAUCAGCAACACAUUAUUCCUUCUGUCCCGCAAUCCGGACAUUUAUGAAAGACUCCGAGAUGAGGUACGAUAUUUGGACCUCGAGGCGUCUUUUCAAUUAUUCGAUCUACUACUAGAUUACGUUUUCCUUCAGAACAUCCUGCGUGAAUCUCUUCGCAUAUACCCUGUAUUCCCCAUCAUGAACCACAUUGCUCUCCGCGACACAAUACUACCAAGAGGAGGGGGUACAAACGGAAAAUCUCCAAUCUUCGCACCUAAAGGUACAACGAUAUAUACAAACCAGUAUGCUCUACAUCGUGACGAGAAAGUGUUCGGAAACGAUGUUGAAUCUUUCAACCCAGAUCGAUGGGAUUCCUUCAAUUGCAAACCAACCUCUUGGGAAUAUAUGCCAUUUGGUGGAGGACUACGGGCUUGUGUUGGACAACAGAAAGUACUGGGCAAGGCAGCGUAUACCGUGGCGAAGAUUGCACAGGUGUAUAAGGGAUUGGAAAGUCGUGACUAUAGAGACUGGGAGGGCGAAUGGAAGUUGACGGCGAAGAAUGUAAAUGGAUAUAAAGUUGUAUGUAUCCCAGAAUGA